GCACAUUGAGGCGCUAUUAUGGGUCCUUUUCGUCACACGGGAGCUGUCCUCGUGUUGUUUCUGUUUUAGUAGUCGUCAAGUUUUGACAAUUAACUUAAUAUACUCUAGUUUAAGAAUGGAGUCUGACAAAACAACAGAGUCUAACGUCGAGGCUGCUGCGGCCGGUAACGAUGACACAGAGUCUUUCACAAAGGUGAAGUCUAAAAAGACGCAGAAACGAAAACGUGAGCAAGAUGGAGCGGGCAUGGACACGGAGGCGCCCGUGGUCGCCAAGCGGCCACAGUUUCCACCAAUCUCAGGCGACAAAUUACGGGGACCAGAUGAGAUGCGUAAAGUCGCCGUCCCUGCUCACAGAUACACACCUCUGAAGGAGAAUUGGAUGAAGAUUUUCACUCCCAUUGUAGAGAAACUUCAGCUUCAAAUCAGAUUCAACCUGAAAAGUAGAAAUGUUGAAAUCAAAACUUGCAAAGAAACACAGGACAUCAGCUCCCUCACUAAAGCAGCUGAUUUUGUAAAAGCAUUCAUAUUGGGAUUCGAGGUUGAAGAUGCCCUAGCUCUCAUCAGAUUAGACGAGCUUUUCCUAGAAAGUUUUGACGUCACAGACGUUAAACCUCUGAAGGGAGACCAUUUGUCCAGAGCCAUCGGAAGAAUCGCAGGAAAGGGAGGAAAAACCAAAUUCACCAUUGAGAAUGUCACAAAGACACGUAUUGUACUUGCAGACACAAAAAUCCACCUACUAGGAUCGUUCCAGAACAUCAAGAUGGCACGGACAGCAAUUUGCAACUUAAUUUUGGGAAGUCCACCUUCAAAGGUCUACGGCAACAUCAGAGCGGUGGCCAGCAGAGCAGCAGAGCGAUUCUGACGUCACGCCGGUUUCUCUUUGUAUUUAUUGCCUGCCGUCGUCAGCCUUUGGAUUUCUGACCUGUUUUGUAUCAUCGGACUGUGCUCUGUUUACUGAAAGAGAUUUGACAUCAACAAGGACAGAAAACAAGAUAUGCAAAUAACUGUAAAUAAAAAAACCAAGUGAACCCAGA
Cynoglossus semilaevis (tongue sole) is the source of this 1034-nucleotide messenger RNA. RefSeq names its product partner of NOB1 homolog (gene pno1). The coding region runs from base 116 to 862 and encodes 248 amino acids. Lineage: Eukaryota; Metazoa; Chordata; Actinopteri; Pleuronectiformes; Cynoglossidae. The record is from RefSeq and is a predicted model, not a curated record. Gene Ontology annotation, cellular component: nucleus. The transcript has 7 exons. Gene Ontology annotation, molecular function: RNA binding.